Molecule: messenger RNA, 1763 nt
Organism: Meleagris gallopavo (turkey)
Lineage: Eukaryota; Metazoa; Chordata; Aves; Galliformes; Phasianidae
Product: potassium voltage-gated channel subfamily V member 2-like
Biological process (GO): protein homooligomerization; action potential; potassium ion transmembrane transport
Cellular component (GO): voltage-gated potassium channel complex; membrane
Molecular function (GO): delayed rectifier potassium channel activity
Source: RefSeq, a predicted model, not a curated record
AUGGGGCGGCUGGGGAGGAGGCGUGCGAGUCUGUGUGCCAGCCUGAAGCCUGGGGCACGGAGGGGCGGCCGGACGCCCGAGGAGGAGGAGCUGCACAUCCCGUUUGCACAGGACAGCCUGGUGAAGCAAUGGAGCUCCAUGCAGAACGUGGCAGACCGGAGCCAGGAGGAGAGCAAGGUCCCCGUUUGGAGAAACAAGUACUUCCUCAAUAUUAACGUGGGUGGCAAGUUGUUCCACAUCGCCUGCAGGGUGGUGGCCCGGUAUCCCGUCACCAGGCUGGGGAAGCUGGCCACCUGCAGCGACCCUACGAAGAAGCUGAAGCUCUGUGACGACUACUCCGUGCAGAAGAACGAGUACUUCUUUGACAGAGACCCUUCCAUCUUCCAUUACAUCUUCCACUUCUACUGCAGCGGGGUGCUGUGGAUAAUGGAUGAGAUGUGCCCCAGCAACUUCGUGGAGGAAAUCGAGUACUGGGGGAUCCACCUGAAGCACUCCCAGCGCUGCUGCCGGAUCCUGUUUGAGGAGAAGCAGGACGAGCUCAGCGAGUACCUGAAGAUCCAGAAGGAGCUGGAGGCAGAGCUGGAGCCCAUGGACUCAGCAGGGCAGUUUGAGGGCAAAUGCUUGGGGAAGUUCCGCAGGGCCAUCUGGAACCUCAUUGAGAACCCGUAUUCAUCCGUCCCGGCCAAGAUCAUCGCCGUCAUGUCCAGCUUCUUUGUGCUCAUCUCCAUCGUGGGCAUGACGCUGAGCACGGUGGAGGAGAUGAAGCACAAGACGGGGAAGAAGUGGAUGGAGCAGAUGGAGAUGAUCUGCGCCAUCUUCUUCACCUCCGAGUACCUCAUGCGGCUCAUCUCCUCCUCCAGCUUCAAGAACUUCCUGCGGGCAGCGCUCAAUGCCAUCGACCUGGUGGCCAUCCUGCCCUUCUACAUCCAGAUCCUCUUUGAAAACCUGGACGAAGGCGAGACGCUGUACCACGAGGAGCUGCACAAAAUGGAGAACGUGAGCAAGCUGGGCAAAGUGCUCAAACUCAUCAAGCUGAUGCGGAUCUUCCGCAUCCUCAAGCUGGCACGGCAUUCCACGGGGCUCCGCGCCUUCGGCUUCACCAUGAGGCAGUGCUACCAGCAGGUCUGCUGCCUAUUCCUCUUCAUCGCCAUGGGGGUCUUCACUUUCUCUGCUCUCAUGCACUCGGUGGAGCACGACGUGCCGGGCACCAACUUCACCAGCAUCCCCUACGCGUGGUGGUGGGCAGCGGUCAGCCUCUCCACCGUGGGCUAUGGGGACACGGUGCCCGACACGGUGCUCGGCCGGAUUGUGGCAUUUGGCUGCAUCUCCUUUGGCAUCAUCCUCAAUGGCAUGCCCAUCUCCAUCCUCUACAACAAGUUUUCGGACUACUACGCCAAGCUGAAGGCGCACGAGAACGAGAGCAGCCUCUCCCUGAAGCUCUCCAGGCGGCUCCGUCUGAAGCAGCGCAUCCUGCAGAAGGUGUCGCAGUGCUGCUGCCCCGACCCCAGGCAUGUGGGGUGCUGAGCUGGGGAGCAGCCCCAGCACAGGGUUUAAUAAAGCAGCCCCAAACCGUGCUUUGUCUCGGGUUAUUGACACAGCGCAGCAAGCAUGGUGACAGCAGGGAGUUAAAUAUUCCCCCUGUUCACCAGCUCCUGCACGCUGCUGUGUCCAAGCAGGAGCUUUGCUGUUCUCUCAAAGAGUGGCACACAUAUGGGAUCGUGCACUCACCCCCCUUGUGCUGCUUGGAGAGCACGGCCAGGGCA